Messenger RNA from Aspergillus eucalypticola CBS 122712, 2529 nucleotides. RefSeq lists its product as uncharacterized. NCBI's taxonomy places the organism in Eukaryota, Fungi, Ascomycota, Eurotiomycetes, Eurotiales, Aspergillaceae. The record is from RefSeq and is a predicted model, not a curated record. Bases 31 to 2277 code for a protein of 748 amino acids. The transcript is spliced from 2 exons.
CUGCUUUCUGGAACGACAUUGAGUUAUAUCAUGGAUCAGAAGGAAAGGUGUACCGAAGAGAGGUCACUAGAAGAUACGCCGGGGACGCUCCAGUUCACAAGGACUCUCGCAAGAACAUACCGACUUUUUGGGAACUUGUUCCUCUCUGAGCCGCCUCUGAAGUUGCGUGACAAAGUGGAUGAACUUCGACCUUAUUUGCUCGAGCUUGAACAUCGGGAGAAAAGCACCGAAAUCGAUCAUAAGGCAAUAUCCGAUGAACUAUCUUCCUUCCAGCUCGCAGAGACACAGCUCUGGAAGGAGCCACUUCCCACCCGUUGUUCGGAGCAUAUUGUUCGUCCAUCAGGCUCAUGGCAGGCACGUAUCGCUCAUCACCUACACAAUCCUUCCUAUACCACCCUUCACGCCAAAAACGGGGAGGUUGCUGAUGCUACAAAUGGGUGCACGGCACUCAUUAUGAACCAUCACUACGACCCCGAGCGUCACUUCAUGUUUGACCACUUCCACCGACGAGAGGACUUCUGCCCAUUUGCAAAAUAUCCGGAUCAUAUCCGAGCUUUCCAUGAGAAUCACACGGAAUGGAUUCGAAACACACUGCAGGCAAAGAUAGAGAUAAUAUACGGUUCUUCGGUAAGAAAAUGGGCGAUGAAGCAUUUGGAUUUGACAUCACUUAAUCUGUGGGGGGAGUACGAAGGUGUUUGGCUCCACUUCGAGUGGAAGCCGAUUGUGGCAGGGAAGAAGAUCGCAAGGAUCAUUAUAUUCGCGCUACACCCACAGAGAUUUCUCUCCUAUCAGUCGAGGUCACAAAGAGAAGCAAUAGAGCAGGAUUUAAGGAUUAGUGUUGCCCAUCAGUUGGCGUGCCUGCCUUUUACUGAUGAUUACUAUGCUACGAGGCUUUGGACAAGUAAGGCUGAAUUUAUUCAGAACACGUAUUUCAAUGCGCGGUGUCUAGCCGAGAAAGAAAACUCUCGGUUCGGUAUUGUCGACCUGCCGAGGCAAAGAAAUAUACCAACACCGGAUGCUGCAUGCCCUAUAACCACAGAUACCAGCGGGGUCAUGAGCCUAAAAAGGUUGGAUGAGGUGCUCUUGAAAGUUUUGGACAGUAGGAAGCGCCUCGGCUCGCGAGAGUUCAGACAGGAAUAUAAGUCCCUGGAUAUGCAAAACGACUUGCUGGAGCCGUUCCCCUGUGCGGUCAUGAGAGAAUGGUUUGAGACCCAACAGCAUUCAUUUUUUGGUGGAAUAUCCAUCAGGACUCGCGACGACCUGCUCUUUGCGUACAAUAAGCAUCGUGUUGGAGGUGAUGAACCACAAUCAUCUAACCUAAGUACCAUGGAGUUAAUUCAAGGCUUGAUGAAUAUUCAACAAGCGAGGAUUCGGAACCGCAUCUAUCGUGUCUACCGACCAACAGCCAGAUCCUCCUGUUACUAUUCCACAUUUGAAAGCAUGCCUUGUGUAUGCGACAACUGUCGCUGCCCGCAGCCUCCCGAUCUCCCUGAAUAUACCACCGUUGCAGCUCGCAAGCUGAUCCGCACCGAUGAUGAGUGCGAAGGGUAUUCCACUACCGUUAAACUCUGGUGCUUAUACUGCAGGGAAAGGACUGUGAUAGGGAAAACUUCCAUUCGAAACCGAGCACUGGACAAAAGUCCCCAAUGGACCAAAGGAGCACGUCCUAAAUACAUUCCCAGAUCGUUCACAUGUCAUAACUGCUCUCGCAAUGACCAGCAUUUUGUUCCCAUCAAUGGAGAUAUAUCCUUCAUCCCCCUACGCGAUCUCGCUAUAUUUGCGUUCAAUUUCUCGUAUAUGGACGACCAAACCCUGAUCGCGCAUCUUGAUGCCCGCCCCUCGAGCACAUUCACCGCUCGGGGCUAUACCAGACAUUCACAGGUAAACCUCGGUAAUGCCAACACGCCCGGGAGUCUAGAUACCGGCCCUCCCCUAAAGAGGCGCAGGGGCACGAGAAAGGUUGACGCAUCACAAGUACAGUUGCAGAAUAGGAUUGCUGGCGAGCCUUCUGAGUAUAAUGACGACCACCCGACGGAACCAAACGGCGGCAAGUCUAUGAUUGAAAAUUAUAGUAAGCCAGCUAUUAUCGAGUUAAAAUGCAGCAAAUGUGGUCAGCGCUGUGGUAGCAACUAUCGACCUAGGCGGCAUCGAGAUACGGGUGAUUAUAUCGCACUUUCGAGGCCCCAGUGCCCUCAAGGUUGCACGAACCAAAAAGUCUGGCUAGUACCAGUUUCUGAUAUUGAAUAUAUGACGGCCAAUAUGCUAGAAGCCCGGUAGAGAAGCGAUGAGCGCCAUCGACAAAGGUACGGUCCUGUUCUUCGUCUUGCUAAGCCUCUGUCGGAGAGAGCUCUGGGGACGACUAGUUGGAGGGUCAGAAGUCUCGGACAACAAAAGCUACAGAAUGAGCUACAUCUAUCUUGAGAUUUGCAAUCUCACCUUUUCCUCACUAUAGACUGCUUGGAGGGAAACGAGAAGUCAACGGGGAGGCACACAAUAUAGACGAAGUCAUGAUCAUUUGAAAGAGGACAU